Syzygium oleosum is the source of this 771-nucleotide messenger RNA. Its product is annotated as adenylate kinase isoenzyme 6 homolog. Gene Ontology annotation, molecular function: ATP binding; AMP kinase activity; ATP hydrolysis activity. Gene Ontology annotation, cellular component: cytoplasm; nucleus. NCBI's taxonomy places the organism in Eukaryota, Viridiplantae, Streptophyta, Magnoliopsida, Myrtales, Myrtaceae. Bases 57 to 587 code for a protein of 176 amino acids. The transcript has 3 exons. The record is from RefSeq and is a predicted model, not a curated record.
ACUCUCUCUCUCAAUUGCAGUCGCUAGAGAAGAAAAGGCGAAGGUGGUGGAGAGACAUGGCGAAGGAUCGCGCGCGGAAGAGGCCCAACCUCCUCCUCACCGGCACCCCCGGAACGGGGAAGACGACGACGGCCACCGCGCUCGCCGACGCCACCCAGCUCCGCCACGUCAGCGUCGGCGACCUGGUCCGGGACAAGGGCCUGCACGACGGCUGGGACGACGAGCUCGAGUGCCACGUCAUCAACGAGGACCUGGUAUGUGAUGAGCUCGAGGAUGUGAUGGAACAAGGUGGGAACAUUGUGGAUUACCAUGGGUGUGACUUCUUCCCCGAGCGAUGGUUUGAUCUCGUCGCCGUGCUUCAAACUGACAACUCUAUCCUCUAUGAUCGCUUGAGUAAGAGAGGUUACGCUGGGUCGAAGCUCUCAAACAAUAUAGAAUGUGAAAUAUUCCAAGUACUGUUGGAGGAGGCAAAAGAAAGCUACCCUCAAGACAUCGUUUUGGCAUUGAAGAGUGACACCGUGGCCGACAUAGACAGGAAUGUAGCUUCCUUGACAGAGUGGGUCAGGCAGUGGCAUCCCAUGUCCUGAUGCCAGUUUUUAGAAGCUCUGCCUGUGUGUUCUUGUAACUUAUGAAUCUCAAACGCAUUACUCUUUUCCUUCCCCUUCAAAGUCACAGGUUGACAUAUCAAUUUUGGUGAACCGUAAGUGAUGAUGAUGACUGUGUUUGAAAGACAUGAGACCGAGGCUAAUAUAGUUCUGCAUUUAGUAUUCA